GCAAGCUGGCUGUGGCAAGCCCGAACUACGGCGACGGUAACUGCCUCCGACUCGCUCAGUGCUGUCAUCACACACACACUCUCUCACACACACACACUCAAGGGGUAGGCAUCAGAGCUCCACAGCAGGUGGACGUCAUCCCAUUUGUUUAAUAUACGUCAAACACCGCCAUUAUGUUGUGGACGGCGAGCCAAGUCUUACGGAAAUUCUCCACCUCGUCCCAUUAUUACCAGAAUAAGCUUAAACUAGCCAUAAUUGGUCAGAGUGUGUUUGGUCAAGAGGUGUACAUCAACCUGAGGAAGCAGGGUCACAAGGUCGUGGGGGUUUUCACUGUUCCUGACAAAGAUGGCAAGGCAGACCCUUUGGCGACAGCAGCAGAGAAGGAUGGGACACCGGUGUUCAAGUUUCCAAGGUGGCGGGUCAAAGGGAAGCCCAUCCCAGAUGUGGUGGAGGCGUAUAAGUCCGUGGGAGCAGAGCUCAACGUCAUGCCCUUCUGUUCCCAGUUCAUCCCCAUGAAUGUCAUCGACCAUCCGGAGCAUGGCUCUAUCAUCUAUCAUCCCUCCAUUCUGCCUCUGCACAGAGGAGCUUCUGCUAUCAACUGGACCCUGAUCCAUGGUGACAGAAGAGCUGGUUUCACAGUGUUCUGGGCCGAUGAUGGGCUGGACACUGGUCCCAUUCUGCUCCAGAGAGAAUGUUCCGUUGAGCCCAAUGACACAGUGGACACACUAUAUAACCGCUUCCUCUUCCCAGAGGGCAUCAAAGCCAUGGUGGAGUCGGUACAGCUCAUCGCUGAUGGGAAAGCUCCACGAAUUCCUCAGACAAAGGAAGGAGCGAGCUACGAGGGGAUCCAGAGGAAGUCCAAUGCUAAGGUUCACUUGGUCCAGCCAGCUGAGGCCAUCCACAACUGGAUCCGGGGCCACGACAAAGUCCCUGGAGCUUGGACUGUCCUGGACGGCCAGGCUGUGACUCUUUAUGGCUCGUCCAUGGUGGAUGGUCCAGUUCCAGCCGGACAGCCCGUGGACAUCGAGGGUGCUUCUCAGCCUGGUCUCAUCACAAAGAGUGGGCUGGUGCUGUUUGGGACUGAUGGGAAAGCUCUCCAGGUGAAGAAUCUGCAGUUUGAAGAUGGAAAAAUGAUCCCUGCGUCUAAAUACUUCUCCUCUGGAGAAAGCUCCAGCGUGCAGCUCACUGAUGAUGAGAAGAAGAUGGCUGAGGAAAUAAGGAAUGUCUGGAAGGGCAUCCUCAGUAAUGUAGCAGCCAUUGAGGACACCACUGACUUCUUUAAGUCUGGAGCUGCUUCCAUGGAUGUUGUUAGGUUAGUGGAGGAGGUCAAGCAGCGGUGUGCUGGGGUCCAGCUGCAGAACGAGGACGUGUACAUGGCCACCACCUUCCAGGACUUCAUCCAGAUGUUUGUUCGUAAGCUGAGAGGAGAGGAGGAGGAGGAGCUGGUCAUCAGCUAUGUCACCAAAGAAAUAAACAACAUGACAGUGAAGAUGCCCUAUCAGUGUUUUAUUAAUGGCAGGUUUGAGGAUGCAGGAGACGGCAAGAGCUACGAUACCAUCAACCCUACGGACGGAUCUGCGAUCUGCAAGGUGUCCUACGCCUCGGUGGAAGAUGUGGACCGAGCCGUGGCUGCUGCCAAAGAGUCUUUUGAAAAUGGACCAUGGGGCAAGAUGAACCCCAGAGAUAGAGGAAGUCUGCUGUACAAGCUAGCAGACCUUAUGGAGGAACACCAGGAGGAGUUGGCAACCAUCGAGAGCAUCGACUCUGGAGCUGUGUACACAUUGGCCCUGAAGACACACGUAGGCAUGUCCAUCCAGACUUUCCGCUACUUUGCAGGCUGGUGUGACAAAAUCCAGGGCAAGACCAUCCCUAUCAAUCAAGCCAGGCCCAACCGCAACCUGACCUUCACCAGGAAAGAACCUUUAGGAGUUUGUGCUAUAGUUAUCCCCUGGAACUACCCUCUCAUGAUGCUGGCCUGGAAGAGCGCUGCCUGUCUUGCAGCUGGAAACACGCUAGUUCUAAAACCUGCACAGGUGACCCCGUUGACUGCAUUGAAAUUCGCUGAGCUUUCUGUGAAAGCUGGCAUCCCUAAAGGAGUCAUCAAUAUUUUACCUGGCUCAGGUGGCAUGGUAGGACAACGUUUGUCUGACCACCCAGACAUUCGCAAGCUAGGCUUCACCGGCUCUACGCCGAUCGGCAAGCAGAUCAUGAAGAGCUGUGCUAUCAGUAACCUGAAGAAGGUUUCCCUGGAGCUAGGAGGAAAGUCACCUCUCAUCAUCUUCAGUGACUGUGACAUGGACAAGGCUGUCCGUAUGGGCAUGAGUUCUGUGUUCUUCAACAAGGGUGAGAACUGCAUCGCUGCAGGGCGUCUGUUUGUGGAGGAGUCGAUACACGAUGAGUUCAUCAGUCGAGUGGUGGAGGAGAUUAAGAAAAUGAAGAUUGGAGACCCUCUGGAUCGCUCCACGGACCACGGCCCCCAGAAUCACAAAGCCCACCUGGACAAACUGCUGGAGUACUGUGAGGCGGGGGUGAAGGAGGGAGCCAUGUUGGUGUAUGGAGGUCGACAGGUGGACAGGCCAGGCUUCUUCAUGGAGCCAACAGUGUUCACCGAUGUGGAGGACCACAUGUUCAUUGCUAAAGAGGAGUCCUUCGGUCCGGUCAUGGUGGUGUCUAAAUUCAAAACUGGUGAUGUGGAUGGUGUGCUUCAGAGAGCCAACGACACCGAGUAUGGCCUUGCCUCGGGGGUUUUCACACGUGACAUCAACAAGGCCAUGUAUGUGAGUGAACGGCUGGAGGCAGGAACUGUGUUCGUUAACACGUACAACAAGACGGACGUGGCAUCACCAUUUGGAGGCUUCAAACAGUCGGGAUUCGGCAAAGACCUGGGGGAGGACGCCCUCCUGGAAUACCUCAAGACCAAAGCAGUGACUAUUGAGUACUGAUGCCCUGACUCUUCUAGCUCCGCUAAGACACAUCUGUUUAUGAAGAAACUCAGACAUCCAGCAUCAGUGUCUACCUGAACAGUGUCAGCGGGAACUGUAGGAACAGCUCCAGGGUUUGGGUGCUUUGACACACAACUUGGGGCAGGUGUUUGCCUCGUAUCUUAACCCUUUGAUGCAUAAUGGUCACUACAGUGGACAGGUACUCAAAAUUAUUUGUUUUUGCUAUUAAGCACAGCUGUUGAAGACUUUAUUGCAUGUGAGCCCCUCCAUUUGGACUUCAGUAAGUCAAGCCAACAUAUUUCAUGUUCAGAAUGCACGCUGUCCACUGAGAUGGACAUGUAAUAAAUUAUUUGUAAAUUAACAAAAUGUUACAAAAAAUAUUUGUUGAAAUUUGUUUCAUUCACACCUAAAGAUGAAUGAAAAUUAAAAAAAAAAAUCAUGGUUGAAGAUUUCAUAAUUCAUGCAUCAGAGGGUUAAACAAGGUUAACAUGUUCUUUCUUACACAUCUGGAGGUCUCAUGGAACAUUUCACUUCUCUA
Molecule: messenger RNA, 3480 nt
Organism: Nothobranchius furzeri (turquoise killifish)
Lineage: Eukaryota; Metazoa; Chordata; Actinopteri; Cyprinodontiformes; Nothobranchiidae
Gene: aldh1l2
Product: aldehyde dehydrogenase 1 family, member L2
Biological process (GO): 10-formyltetrahydrofolate catabolic process; one-carbon metabolic process; biosynthetic process
Cellular component (GO): cytoplasm
Molecular function (GO): formyltetrahydrofolate dehydrogenase activity; aldehyde dehydrogenase (NAD+) activity
Source: RefSeq, a predicted model, not a curated record